Molecule: messenger RNA, 6382 nt
Organism: Pomacea canaliculata
Lineage: Eukaryota; Metazoa; Mollusca; Gastropoda; Architaenioglossa; Ampullariidae
Product: eukaryotic peptide chain release factor GTP-binding subunit ERF3A-like
Exons: 15
Coding region: 35-1756 (573 amino acids)
Biological process (GO): translation
Cellular component (GO): translation release factor complex
Molecular function (GO): GTP binding; translation release factor activity; GTPase activity
Source: RefSeq, a predicted model, not a curated record
GAAAAACGCAUAUUUCCGAGCCCACCUAAGCAGCAUGGCCUCCCAGAAUAACGAAGAAAGUGUUCCUGAAUCGUGGGACGAUCCUUCUGGAGGCAUUGGAGAUUCCGCUGCUCAGCUUGCUAAGGACAUUUCUUCCAAGCUAAAUGUGAAUGCCCCAGUAUUCAUGCCAGGCCAAAAUGUGUUUGCCCCUGCAUUCGUUCCUUUACAGGUUCCAGAUGAGGAGGUGCCCGAUUCAGCAGAGCUUCCAAAUGUUGAAGAGGGAUCUGUUAAUUUGGAAUUGGAUGGAUCAGGAGAACCAGUAGAAUCUACACCUUUGUCACAACCAAACAAUCAGACUGAAGAUGAUACUGAAACAUGGGACCAACAGGAUGAAGAGGGCCAGGAGGAGCCCCAACUGGAAGAGGGUUUGGAGGAUGAAGAUGAGAUACCCAAACCUAAGAAACCUUCAGAAGCAGCCAACAAAGUUAGGAAAGACCAUGUCAAUGUAGUCUUCAUUGGACAUGUUGAUGCUGGAAAAUCAACAAUUGGUGGUCACCUUUUAUACCUUACAGGAAUGGUAGAUAAACGCACACUUGAAAAAUAUGAGCGAGAAGCAAAAGAAAAGAAUAGAGAAAGUUGGUAUCUUUCAUGGGCACUGGACACAAACUUAGAAGAGCGCGAGAAAGGCAAGACAGUGGAGGUUGGUCGAGCAUUUUUUGAGACUGAUAAGAAGCACUUCACAAUCUUGGAUGCUCCAGGUCACAAGAGCUUUGUGCCUAACAUGAUUGGUGGUGCCUCCCAGGCCGACUUGGCAAUAUUGGUCAUCUCUGCACGCAAGGGAGAAUUUGAAACUGGGUUUGAGCGUGGUGGCCAGACAAGAGAGCAUGCAAUGUUGGUGAAAACAGCUGGAGUGAGGCAUCUUAUUGUUCUGAUCAACAAAAUGGAUGACCCCACAGUAGAAUGGGAUCUUGAGCGAUACAAUGAGUGCAAAGAUAAACUCAUGCCAUAUUUAAGAAAAUGUGGAUUUAACCCCAAGACAGACAUCUACUUCAUGCCAUGUUCUGGUUUAACAGGAUCUUUUCUUCGCACUGUCCCAGAUGAAUCUGUAUGUCCUUGGUACCGAGGUCCAUCUCUGCUUGACUACCUUGAUCAGCUGCCACCAUUGAACAGAGACAAAGAUGCUCCAGUGAGGGUGCCUGUAGUUGAUCGAUACAAGGACAUGGGCACCAUUAUGUUGGGCAAAAUAGAAUCAGGUGUUGUUCAGGUGAAUCAGAAGUUGACUCUGAUGCCAAACAAAGCAACAGUAAGAGUUAUGUCAUUGAUAACAGAUGAAGACGAGAGUGAAGAUGCCUAUCCAGGAGAAAAUGUCAAGAUUAAGGUCACUGGAGUAGAAGAAGAGGACGUCUCGCCCGGAUUUGUGCUAUGCUCUCCAGAAAAUGUUUGCCACACUGGUCGGAUGUUUGAUGCACAGAUUGUGAUUCUGGAGCACAAAUCCAUUAUAUGUGCAGGUUACAGUUGUGUCUUACACAUUCAUUCUUGUGCAGAAGAGGUUACCAUUAAGGCAUUAAUUUGCUUGAUUGACAAGAAGACUGGUGAGAAGACUUCAGUUCGACCAAGGUUCAUCAAACAGGAUCAGGUUGGAGUGGCUCGCUUGGAAGUAACUGGUGGUAUGAUUUGCUUGGAGACUUUCAAAGAUUUUCCACAGAUGGGUCGAUUCACAUUGCGAGAUGAAGGAAAAACAAUAGCCAUUGGCAAGGUGUUGAAAAUUAUUGAGUAAAUGAUUCUUGGAGUGUGAAUUUACUACCUUUGGAUAACACCCAUGGCGGCCUGGAAGAGUUAUGAUGCAACGUCGGAGAGUACGUAUCAUGCAAUGUCUGCUUGCUUGUUACCAUAUCUAUGACACCAACACUGAUAUGGAGAUUGCAGUGCUGGAGAGGUCCUUGCUUCAGAAUGUUAUGGCAUUUUUUUUUUAAUUCUUCGCUGAGCCAGAGGUAAAGUUUCCAAAAUGGCCAUUUGUCGUCGGGGACGUUGUGCAUACAAGUGCGCUCACAAACACAUACAUUAUAUACACACUGUCACAGACUAACAGUACAAAAGCCUUCUGUGUGUGGAAGCAUAUCUGGUGCACUUGAGAGUUGUUCACCACCUGUUUUACUCCCCUCAUGUUACCUGGAUGCUUCCUUUUCUUCGCAUAUUUGCAAAUAUUUGACAGUGUUUGCUAAUUUACAGGCACAUGGUAUGUGCAGUAGAGUGAAGUGUUUCCAGGAUUACAUUGGGGCAUAACUGGUUUUGCUUUCAAGUGGACUCCUGGCCAAAUUUGUAAAAAAAAAAAAAUUGUUUUGAUUUUUGGUCACACCAAGUUGAUUAGGUGACUAGCAUCAUUUUGAAAUGGUUCCAGUUUGUAUGUCUGAUUAAAUCCAAGGCAAUAUAGUGGUAAUUACAACAGCUCAGACUUGCUGGAGUCUGUGAAGAAGGGUUUAAGGAAAUAUGAUUUUUGUUUUCACCUUAUUGCAAGUUUUACAGAGGUUGAGAUUAGAAUGUUCCCAAUUGCGAAUGUGAUAAUAAGAGAUUUUAAAUAUUAAUGGAGGACUCCUCUUCCCUGUAUGAAAUUCUGUUUUUGUCUGUCUUGCUGGUCUGUAGUUAUUCAUCUUAAGGUAUGGGUCAAAACUUAACUGUGCUGUACAUAAUUGAGUGUUACACAAAUACCAUGUUUAUUAUUGUUUCAUGCACUUCAAAGAAAUAAGGAAAUAUAAACUAGAGACAUCACUCAGCUGUAUUUUUUUCAAGCACUUGGAUAAAGCAGUUAGUUUGUACAUAUCUAAGUUGUUUAACUGCACACCUAGUCAUAGAGAAUAGCCUGCCUCACUCUCAGGGUAGACAAGAGAAAAGGAAAGUGACAUGGUUGUGAUGCUCAUGGAGUUCACAGACAGAAGCUCUCAAACGUUAGUCUUGAAGACACCUCUAUCAUUACAUGCUUUGUGGGACAAGUAAAUCCACACAAAUUUCUCGAAUCCUGAUUUUAUUACUCCCCUUUUUAUUAAAUGUUUGCUUUUGGCUCUUAAAUUGGCAGCCUGCUGUUGCCUGUAUACAAAAACAUAUGUCUGACCUUUUAGUUUUAUAACUUCAGAGAUGAGUAGUUUAAAUACGUGAUCUCCAUUUCACCAGCAAUUUUCUGUAAGCCCUGCAUUCCACACUACAAGGGAUAUAAUCAUUCUAUUUUAUGGUAGCACUCAGAGAUUGUUUUUAUUAAGAAGUGUGUAUGACAUUUGUGUACGUUUUUAAUUUACUGUAAAGUGGUACUUAGGCUUAUUGGGUGGCUUUAUUAGUGUGGAGCAUGUUUAGAUGCUUGCUGUGGCCCUAUGCUCCUCAAAGAGGAGCAAGGACUAAUGUUUAGAUGUUUCUGGUUUUUUUUUUCUCCCAUCAGAAAAUAUUACAGAUGCUGAAUGAAGUUUUUUUUCAUUCCAUAUUAGCCAUACAGUAAAAAGCCAUACAGCUGCGUGGAGAAAUUUCUUCUCUGACAUUCAUAAGGUACUUGUGUCACAAUCACAUAAGACUUGUAAGAAUGAUAUGAUUAAAUGUGGAAUUUGAAAACCUGUGAAAUCUAGAUAUUUCUAACUAAAGUAAAUAAUCAGACUAAAUGUUUAGUUUAAAGUUGCUGACCCACAUUCUCAUGAAAAAACUAAGCUUCUUUUACAUUAUCCAAUGUGUAUUUUUUAUAAAACUAGAACUCAACCAUAACUUAGGCCCUUUACUCUGUGCUGAGAGGACUAAAAGAUAUAUAAAAGAUUGACCAAAUAUACCCCCACUCCAGACCUUUGAAAGUGUUUAAACUAAAGUGUGGAUAAAGAAGUUUCUAAUCCUGUAACGAGCUUAUAGCUUGGCCUAUAUUUGACAGCACUUAUUUAUAAUAGUCAGGCUACUGUUUUUGGCUGAGGGAUAAGAUGUCAUGACUACCUGAAAUCAUGUUCACAAACAAAAAAAGGUGUAUUUAUAGUAAUUUCUUUAAAAAAUUAACCUUGCCAUCAUUAAUGCACAGUUGAAUUGUUGCUGAUUAACCAUUAUUUUGUUUGAUGUAGUUAUAGACAUAAAGUUGUAGAUUUAUUUGUCAGUAAAUAUGCCAUUGAGCAUAUCAUAAGCACCAAGGUAAAGAAUACAAUAAAAAUGAUGCCUGUUUUCCGGUAGGAUAACUUAAAGCAGCUUUAGGUUUGUUUUGUUUUUUUCUUUGGUGGUGUUUUGGCAUAAAUUGUAGAUUCAGUUUUUACCCCUACUUGGACGUAAACUCUUUGCUAACUUGUUUAUAGUAUUGAUCUGCCAAUAACCUGCUGAAGGCAAGACUGUUUAAAGUUUGUUUUGCAUUUGACGUCUUGGUGCUGGAUAUUUGAAUCUUUGAGCUAUUUUUCACAUGAUGUAUCACUUUGUGAAUUUGCAAGUUACACUUUGGAUUUUCAGAAGUGAGCUUUACAGUCUUUUGGAAUGAAGGAAGAAGUCUUGAUGCUUCUGCACAUUUAGUUAAUACUAAGAACUCUGUCCAAAGAGCAGGUAGUAAGUGCAUAAAGUCAAAAGCAUUUUGGUGCUUCCUUAAUGGAGUUUCAUGAAUGUUGAACAGUUUUCAAGACUUAGCUUUGAGUGCCUUUUUAUGUCUUUUGAAUGGGAGUUUCCUAUGAUGGGAGUUGAGUAGAUUUUGUGUUUUUUUGAAUGUUGUUACCUGCUUAAACUGCGUUAUAAUACAGUAAUUGGGUAGCAUCUGUAGUAAUAGAUUGCUUUUGUGAAAUGUCAACUCUAAAAAAUUGCAUUGGUCACUGAAUUUUUUUUUUGUUUGGUUCCUUUUUUUAUGCUGAUAAGGAAUUGUGUUUGGUGAUAGAAGAUGCUGCUUAAAUCUUAUGCAAAGGUAAACAUUGUUCUUGAUCUAAUACACUUUAAACAAAAGAUGGAAAGACUUGUACUUAUAAUUAGCAGGCUUAAAAUUUAGAGCUUAAAGUAUCAAUAAUUUUUUUUAAUGUGUUUAUGCCUCUGUAUAAAAAUAAAUCAGUUUAAUAAUAAAAAAAUAAUAUUAAAUAAAAAUAAAUAGAUAUUUAGAGGCCAAAAUCUACGUUAUGAUGGAGGGAAAAUGGCCUUGACCCAAAAGAGGUAGGUGAGAACCACAUGGUGCUCUGACUAUCCAAGUGAUCAGGCCUUGCUAAUUGCUUCUAUCUGGCCUAACAAGUAAUUUUUCCUGCAAGAUUGUGGAAGUUUGGCCUAUGAUGCAGCACUUUGAGAGGUCAUAUAAACAGUCAAUAUGUACCUAUUCGACUAAACAUUGCACAAGUAUUGCAAUAAAGUUAUACAGUGUUUUUUCAUAACAGCUGUUUGCAACUUGAUACACUUUUGCAUGUGUAAUAAAUUCAAUAGGUGAAAUCUAUUGCAAUGUUAAAAUACCUGGGUUCAGAGAUGUAGAACUGUUCGAACUGAACAAGAACUGUAAUUGCAUGUCUUUAUGUGCUAUAUUUUAGAUGACAAUCUUCUCCACCAUCUUUAAAAACAAAAAUGGACCUUCUCCCUAUAAUUUAGAAAAUAUCCAGUUUUCUGUGUGUGUUUCUGUGACAACACACCAAAUUAUUCUUUAAAUCUGCAGGAGAACAGCUGUGUGCCUUUCAAAAAAUCAUAAUGCAUGCUUUGCUUAAUUACUUUUUAAAAAAGCUGAUAUUAACAUAGCUUUGAGUGUCAACCCAUCAAAGAAAAAUCAGCAUAUUAAAUUUAAUUUUUCAAAAAUUCUUGACUGGUCUCAAAAGCAGUUUUGAAAUAGAUUUCAGCACAUCGCAAUAUUAUCAUUUUAUGAAUAUAUUUCGAAGCAGAGAUCAUAUGCUGGAUUCUGUAAAACUUUGCCUGUGGACUAUUUUUCUUAUUUUCUCCACACAGUGCUGCAUUAGAAUGAACCUGGGCCCUUGAAUCGUUAAACAUUAUCGUAAAAGCCAAGCUUUAGAUCGAGGUGGAUGUACAAGAGUGUCUAGAUUUAUACAAGGAGAGAACAGAAGAAUAAGAACUCCUGUUUAUGUAGUGUAACCGACAUAAUUUAUCAGCAUUGUGACAUACCAAAAUCCAGAAGCUGAAUUAGUUAUAUUAUUACUUGAAUAAAUCAGUUACACAAGAUUAUAUUACAUGUUUUUUGGUGAACUUUGAAAGGCCAUAAUCAUUUAAGUUGUUAGGAUGAGAAAUGUCAAAAUUGUUUACAUUAACUUGUAAUGUAUAUGAUAAACAUUCUUUAUUUUAAUAUUAUUCAACAUUGAGACUCCAGAUCCUACAGCCUAAAUCCAUGGAUUGAGGAUCUGCAAGGAAUGGUCUCAUUCAGUGACAUGGGGGGUGAGAUCCUCACAACACAGUGUGAAUGAAAAUGAUGAAUAAAAUAUGUAGCAUGUCUACAAACCUA